UCAAAAGUAUCCUGCUAUAUCGCCACUCCCUCUAUAUCUACACUACCUCUCAGCAAUCCACAGCCAAAAUGGGUGGAGAAGGCUGGUUAUUCCUCUUUGCGGUCCUUAUGGCCGCCGUAUUGCUCUUCACCAUGGUAUUCUUUAUCAUCAUGUUCUCUGACCUGGAAUGUGAUUACAUCAACCCUAUCGACUUGUGUAACAAGCUCAAUCAAUUCGUUCUCCCCGAGAUGAUCGCCCAUGCCUUUCUCACACUCUGUUUCCUUUUAUCCGGUCAAUUCAUUGCUUUCCUGCUCAACGCACCUUUAGUGGGGUAUAACGUGAAUAAGAUCAUGGCCAAAAAUCAUAUGUACGACGCCACCGAAAUAUUCCGUACCCUCUCCGGCCAUAAGAAAGAAAGUUUCAUCAAACUCGGUUUCUACCUCGUAUCAUUCUUCUACUACUUAUACCGCAUGAUUCUAGCUCUCAUCUCUGAAAGCGAUUGAUCAGCCUCUCUCCCAGCGGAAUCUUAUGACGUGUCAAUGGCGAAGGAGUGAGCCGAGUAUCUGUGAAUGAAAACACGGAGUGGGCGGGACGGUCCGUUUCGAGUACGAGGUAUGUGGGACGGGAUCAUUGUCGACAUGCAUAGCCUGGGCC
Tremella mesenterica DSM 1558 is the source of this 633-nucleotide messenger RNA. RefSeq lists its product as uncharacterized. Gene Ontology annotation, cellular component: COPII-coated ER to Golgi transport vesicle; endoplasmic reticulum membrane. NCBI's taxonomy places the organism in Eukaryota, Fungi, Basidiomycota, Tremellomycetes, Tremellales, Tremellaceae. The transcript has 7 exons. The coding region runs from base 69 to 482 and encodes 137 amino acids. The record is from RefSeq and is a predicted model, not a curated record. Gene Ontology annotation, biological process: endoplasmic reticulum to Golgi vesicle-mediated transport.